UUAAAAAUUAAUUAAAGCGCUUUAGUUGAAAGCUAACAAAUUUGCAAGCGACAAAGCACAAAGCCAACAAAGGUGACAAGCCAAUUUGAGCGUGAAAAGCGAAAAACAAAAACAAAAAAUCGAAAUUUGAAACAAAUUGAACAAAAUUGCAGUGAGUCAAAAGCAAAAACAACAAAACACACCAAAACAAAUCGCAAAAAAGCUCACCGGAGUGUUGAACAAAUCUCAUUACGCUAACUCAAGCGCUUAGCAGAGUACGAAACGGUAAAAAAUAUGUUGUUGUAUUCGAAGUCAAACAGCUGUGCACUGUGACAUCUUUUCUUGUAUAAAAACAAAAAAUAAUAAAAAAAUUAAAAUUUAAUACUGUGCAACAUUAUCAAAACGCCAGCGCCAGUUACACUCUCGCCACCCCGCUGCCCCAUGUUAAAGCUGUCAUCCACAGGAAUGACUGUCACUGGUUUACGCACAAGCAUGACAAGCCCGACGGUACCGCCGCAAACAGCGUCCGCCGCCAUCACCACCACCAUGACAAUGACCAGCCCCAGCACGCUGGUGGUCAGUCCCGCACAUCUAAUUGGUGGCAACAACAACAAUAACAGCAAUAGCAACAACAAUAAUACAAAUCUCAAUCGCAGCGGUAGCAACAGCAGCCCCACAUCACCCUCCACACUCCUCCUAACACAUCAGCAACAGCAAACGUUGCAGCAACAAUUGUUGCCGCUACAUACACAGUCAACGCAUAGUCACCCGCAUCAAUUGAAUAAGACCAGCUCGCGUCUGAGUAAUUUCAGCGUCGCUUCACUCUUAGCCGAUACGCGGCCAGCAGCAAAUUUGUCCCCCUCACGCACGCACAGCGCGGACGGCAUGCAAAUGGAGCCGCGCAAUCUGUCCAGCCACACACCAGCCGUCACGUUGUCACCUGUUUCGCCGGCAGGCUCCUCACCCGCUUCACCCAGCGCCACACACGGCACGCAACCUUUGGCGCCACACGCCGCCAACCAUCCGCCACAUCAGCAUCCACACGCGCACUUCCAUUCCGCCGCCGUGGCACAUCAUGCACAUUUGUUGCAUGCCGCCGCAGCUGCACACGCGCAACAACAACACGCCGCCGCGGUGGCUGCCGCUGCUGCAGCACAACAGGCGGCGGUCGCGGCAGCGGCCAACAGUGGCACAGCGCCACAUUUGCAUGGCGCGACGGCUCACUUGCGUCACACGUUGAGCAGCAGCUCAGCGGAAGCGCCCACCAAUCUAGUUACCACGGAGGGCGGUAGCGGCAGCAAUGCGCAACAACAACACCAUGCGGCAACAUCGCGUCUGGGUUCACCCGCUACACAUAUGAGCGGCCCGAGCGCGGACACGUCCUCCUCCUCAUCGGCCACAGCGUUGCUGGCGAAACAUGAACGUCACUCGCCCAUCGGCAGCUCGGUGGACUCGGAGCUGGAAUAUGAUGAUGAUUACAAUGAGCACGAGCACGAUGGUGAGCAUGAACAUGAUGAAGAGGAGGAUUCGAUAGUGGAUAUUGAAGAUAUGAAUGCGGAUGAUUCGCCGCGUUCCACACCGGAUGGCAUGGACAGCAGCAAAUCACCGGAAACGCUUAGCGCUCAUAUGCCCAACUCACCGCAUCUGCUUUCGCCAGCGGCACUGGCUGCCUCGGGUCAUGUGCCCAUACGGCCGACACCGUUUAGCGCGCUGGCCGCAGCCGCGGUGGCGUGGGGUGGCAUCGGCGGCGGUGUGCCUUGGCCGGGUGCGCGUCAAAUGCCACCGUUCGGGCCGCCUGGCCUAUUUCCAGGACAAGGAUUCGGCGGAGGUGAUAACAAUGAGCCGCCACGCAUCAAGUGCAAUCUGCGCAAACACAAGCCAAAUCGUAAGCCACGCACGCCCUUCACCACCCAACAGCUGCUCUCGUUGGAGAAGAAAUUCCGCGAAAAGCAAUAUCUGAGCAUAGCCGAGCGCGCUGAAUUCUCCUCGUCGCUGCGCCUAACCGAAACGCAAGUGAAAAUCUGGUUUCAAAAUCGUCGCGCCAAGGCGAAACGUCUGCAAGAAGCCGAAAUCGAGAAGAUCAAAAUGGCCGCGCUGGGACGCGGUGGACCGGGUGCGCAAUGGGCGAUGGCCGGCUACUUUCAUCCCAGUCUAAUGCAUUUGGGAUAAGUAGCUAAGCGGCUAGCACAUAUUACGCUCUCCGGUGCAUACACUUGGCAACUAAAAGCUUGGACCCAGUUCGUACAUAAUACAUUUCAAAUCUUUUCAUUAGUUAAGUUAGACAGUGGGUUUUCUGUGAAAUGCAACGUGCAAAUUUCGUAUGAAGCUAUAAUACGCAGUGAGAGUUCAAAAGUGUGCCGCACUAAAAUUUUGAAAAUUUUCUAAAAUUAUAUGCGUUUGCUGUAUAAAUUUCGCAGCUAAUUUUUGUUGUUGCAAAUUUUAUGGCCCACUGUUUGCUGAUAGCUUAUAAUUUAUAGUUACGUAUUCGUAGUUUAACUUACCCCAAUUGCUGUGAUGUUAGCGCAUUUUACAUUGUAACUGUAAAUAUAUAUAAAGAAUAGAUUUUGAAUUGUAUAAAAAUCCAUAAUUAUGUAAAGUGGAAUUAAUAAAAUUAGGUUAUUUAGUGGAUAUAGUAACACGAAAGUUUCCAAAAA
Molecule: messenger RNA, 2633 nt
Organism: Bactrocera tryoni
Lineage: Eukaryota; Metazoa; Arthropoda; Insecta; Diptera; Tephritidae
Gene: Dr
Product: muscle segmentation homeobox
Exons: 2
Coding region: 421-2148 (575 amino acids)
Biological process (GO): regulation of transcription by RNA polymerase II; embryonic morphogenesis
Cellular component (GO): nucleus
Molecular function (GO): RNA polymerase II transcription regulatory region sequence-specific DNA binding; DNA-binding transcription factor activity, RNA polymerase II-specific
Source: RefSeq, a predicted model, not a curated record